Miscanthus lutarioriparius is the source of this 672-nucleotide messenger RNA. NCBI's taxonomy places the organism in Eukaryota, Viridiplantae, Streptophyta, Magnoliopsida, Poales, Poaceae. The record is from the annotation of a GenBank genome assembly.
AUGCGCUCGUCCUCCCCAAAACCUCUCGUUGGCGUCGCCCGUCGCACAGAGUCCAGCUGCGGUCAGGACUCUCCCCAACUCCGGCGAAGGGAGCAGGAGUGUUGGCGUCAGUUGGGCGUCGUCGCCAUGGACGAGGCAACCAAGAACAAGGUGGAGGCUGCGGUGCUGGAGAUCCUCCGGGGCUCCGAUAUGGAGUCCGUAACGGAGUAUAAGGUCCGCAAAGCCGCCGCCGACCGGCUCGGCAUCGACCUCUCCAUCCCCGACCGCAAGCUCUUCGUCCGCGGCGUCGUUGAGGAAUAUCUACGCUCACUCUCCUCCCAGGAGGAGGCGGAGGCGGAGGCGGAGGAGGGCGGCGCUGGCAGGGAGAGCAAGGACAAGGAACAGGAGGAGGAGGAAGAGGAGGAAGAUGAGGAGGAGGGUAAGGGCGGCGGGAAGAGAGAGUACGACGACCAAGGAGACCUUAUCCUGUGCCGCCUGUCGAGCAAGAGGAGGGUGACUCUGUCGGAGUUCAAGGGCAGGUCGCUGGUGUCCAUCCGCGAGUUCUACGUGAAGGACGGCAAGGAGAUGCCCUCCGCCAAAGGUAUUAGUAUGACGAUGGAGCAGUGGGAAGCAUUUUGCAAUGCUGUACCUGCAAUAGAGGAUGCCAUCAAAAAGCUUGAAGAUUCAGACUGA